AUGCCGCCCAAGCGCAAGCACCACCAGCAGCAGGCCGAGACGGAGCACAAGGCUGCGCCAGAGGACCAGCAGGAGAAAGGAGUGAAGGAAGAAGAGCAACAAGAGGAGGCUAAGGCGAGUGAAGAGAAGGCCAAGGAGGAAGAAGAGGGGGUGGGGGCAAAAGCAGCGUCCUCACCCAAGGAAGAAAAAGACAUAAAAGAAGAAGAAGAGAAAGAUGCGCCAGAGGUGAAGCGCAGGAAGGUCAGCUUCCAAGAAGAAAAAGAAGAGAAGAAGGAGGAGGAGAAGAAGAACGUUCAAGAAGGCGAGGUCCAACCGUUCGAGUUUGCGUGGGACAAGUUCAUCGGGCUGCUCGAGGGCGACGGCGCGGGCUUCACGGGCGCCGAGCCGGACGUCAGCGAAUAG
This is a messenger RNA of Acanthamoeba castellanii str. Neff, 402 nucleotides long. RefSeq lists its product as uncharacterized. The record is from RefSeq and is a predicted model, not a curated record. The coding region runs from base 1 to 402 and encodes 133 amino acids. NCBI's taxonomy places the organism in Eukaryota, Discosea, Longamoebia, Acanthamoebidae. The transcript has 2 exons.